CAACUACUUCUCUUUCUUGGUGGCACUGGUAAAAGCCGAGUUAUUGGUGCUGUUCAGGCUUUAUGUGAAAGUUGGGACAGGCCGCAUUGUGUUGUGAAAACAGCGAUGACUGGAAACGCUAGCCAGCUUUUUACUGCAAAUACAAUACGAGAGAAGCGAGGGUCUGAUGCUCUCAUCAAUCUCGAGCUACUUAUAGUAGAUGAAGUGUCAAUGAUGAAGAAGUACCAACUCGCCCAACUAGACAUACCGAUGCGUGUACCUGGCGUUGGUUUUGGCUGUGUUCACGUCAUUCUGGUGGGAGACUUCCUCCAAUUA
This is a messenger RNA of Phytophthora sojae, 315 nucleotides long. RefSeq lists its product as hypothetical. The record is from RefSeq and is a predicted model, not a curated record. The transcript has a single exon. The annotation marks the transcript as partial. NCBI's taxonomy places the organism in Eukaryota, Oomycota, Peronosporomycetes, Peronosporales, Peronosporaceae.